ACCUCUGGUUUAUGAACUUCAAAGGUUCAACAAUGGCGGGCUGUGUUCCUUGUUAUCUUCUUUCAACGUUGUUAAUUCUCUCUCUUUUGUCUUUUCCGGCCUUUGCAGUGCCCAAGGCCUAUGUUGUUUACAUGGGAGAGCACUCCCAUGGUGCAGACCCAACAGCGGCAGAUCUCGACAUUGCCACUAAUUCUCAUUAUGACUUGCUAGGCUCCUACGUGGGAAGCCAAGAGAAGGCAAAAGAGAAAAUCUUCUACUCUUACACUCACAUUAUAAAUGGAUUUGCUGCCAUGCUCGAGGAAGAAGAAGCAUCAGAACUCGUCAAGCAUCCAAACGUGGUGUCUGUUUUCUUGAACAAAGGAAGACAAUUGCACACAACAAGGUCAUGGGAUUUUCUCAGAUUGGAAAGAGAUGGUAUAAUUCCCUCUGGCUCUCUCUGGACCAAGGCAAGAUUUGGCCAAGAUGUGAUUAUUGGAAACCUUGAUACUGGCGUCUGGUCGGAAUCUGAAAGCUUUAAAGACGAAUCAAUGGGCCCAAUUCCCUCGAGGUGGAGAGGAACAUGUCAGGAUGACACAGAAGAACCAGUUAAAUGCAACAGGAAGCUGAUAGGAGCAAGGUACUUUAACAAGGGUUAUCUCGCCUUUGUUGGUGACGAAUCCAACAACACAGUGACUGCCCGUGACCUAGAGGGUCAUGGGACACAUACCCUAUCAACGGCCGGCGGCAGCCCUGUGUCGGGAGCAAAUAUUUUUGGCUACGGAAAUGGAACCGCCAGAGGUGGAUCGCCAAAUGCUCGCGUGGCUGCCUACAAAGUUUGCUGGAAACCAGUGGGAGGUGCUGAGUGCUUUGAUUCAGAUAUCCUGAAGGCUUUUGACACCGCUAUUUGGGAUGGUGUUGAUGUAUUAUCAGUUUCUCUGGGUGGAAGUCCUUCUGAAUUUUUUCAAGAUGGAAUUUCUAUAGGAGCCUUCCAUGCUGUUAGACGAGGCAUUGUUGUUGUUGCAUCAGCCGGAAAUUCAGGUCCCGAUGCUGGCACUGCAUCAAAUUUGUCACCAUGGAUUUUCACAGUAGGAGCUUCCACCAUAGAUAGAGAGUUCAUUAGUACUGUCACACUUGGAAACAAGAAAAUUUACCAGGGAGCAAGUCUUUCCGCGAAAUCUUUGCCAGAAAAGUUCUACCCAUUGAUUAGUGCUAAAGACGCGAAAGCUGCUAAUGCUUCGGCUCUAGAGGCUGCACAAUGUGAGGCUGGAUCAUUGGAUAGCAAGAAGGUGAAGGGGAAGAUAAUUGUCUGCAUUCGAGGCGUUAACGGGCGAGCUGAGAAAGGAGCGGUUGCUUAUCUUGCCGGAGCCGUGGGGAUGAUUUUGGCUAAUGACGAAAAAAGUGGGAAUGAAAUUAUCCCAGAUCCUCAUUUUCUCCCAGCUUCACAUAUUAAUUACAGUGAUGGUCAGGCCGUAUAUGCCUACAUCAAAUCCACCAAAAAUCCAGUAGCACAGAUUUCUCCAGUAAAAACAGACAUGCCCGUCAAACCAGCUCCAUUCAUGGCGGCAUUCUCAUCCAGGGGACCCAAUGUUCUUGACCCAGCAAUUCUCAAGCCUGAUAUAACUGCUCCUGGAGUGAGUAUCAUCGCUGCUUUCACUGGAGCAACUGGACCAAUUGAGAGCGAUCUUGACAAACGGCGAGUUCCUUUCAUCACCAUGUCCGGAACUUCAAUGUCUUGCCCCCACGUCUCCGGCAUUGUUGGCCUUCUCAAAAACCUCCACCCCGAAUGGAGUCCGGCCGCCAUUAAAUCCGCCAUCAUGACUUCUGCGAGAAUACGUGACAACGAAGCGGAGGCCAUGCUUGAUUCAGACAACAACAAAGCAAACCCAUUUGGGUAUGGAGCAGGACAUGUCAGACCAAACCGAGCUAUGGAUCCUGGUCUGGUUUACGACAUGAACGAGGAUGACUACCUUAACUACUUAUGUGGUCGUGGCUACAACCAGACAAACCUUCGUUUUUUCACAAGAAAGAACUACACGUGUCCCAAAUCAUUCACCUUGGCGAGCUUUAACUACCCAUCAAUGGCGGUUCCUGAUCUGGACGGCAAAGCAACACUCACUCGCCGAGUCAAGAACGUCGGCGGUGGACCGGCGACGUAUACAGCGAGAGUGAAGGCUCCGGCGGGAGUGUCGGUGGCGGUGAAGCCGGCGAGCUUGAAGUUCGAGAAAGAUGGAGAAGAGAAGAGGUUUGAAGUUGUGGUGGAGGCAAAAGGUUUGGAGGGGAAGAAGAGGGAUUAUGUGUUUGGGCAAUUGACAUGGACAGAUGGGAAGCAUAAUGUAAGGAGUCCGAUUGUAGUUAAGCACGUAUAAAUUCUAUGGAGUUUUUCAGGGAAUAAUUAGGGUUUUUUUUUUUUUAAAAAAAAAAGAAAAUUAAAUUUGAUGCUUAGUGUGUAUUUAAAACUAAAAUGUAAUGGUUAAUUUCUUCUGUUGACAAAUAAAAA
This is a messenger RNA of Carica papaya (papaya), 2476 nucleotides long. Its product is annotated as subtilisin-like protease SBT5.4. The record is from RefSeq and is a predicted model, not a curated record. Lineage: Eukaryota; Viridiplantae; Streptophyta; Magnoliopsida; Brassicales; Caricaceae. Gene Ontology annotation, biological process: proteolysis. Gene Ontology annotation, molecular function: serine-type endopeptidase activity.